This is a messenger RNA of Solea senegalensis (Senegalese sole), 1164 nucleotides long. RefSeq names its product odorant receptor 131-2-like. The transcript has 3 exons. Gene Ontology annotation, molecular function: G protein-coupled receptor activity. Bases 35 to 976 code for a protein of 313 amino acids. Gene Ontology annotation, cellular component: membrane. The record is from RefSeq and is a predicted model, not a curated record. Gene Ontology annotation, biological process: G protein-coupled receptor signaling pathway. Lineage: Eukaryota; Metazoa; Chordata; Actinopteri; Pleuronectiformes; Soleidae.
AUCAACACUGUGUGAAGAGCAGCUCAACAGACUCAUGAACCUUUCAAACGCCGGCAGAAACUUCACGACCGCCGUCAUUCGUGAUACUUUAGAAACCGCCAUCAUCAAGAAUGUGAUUACCGUGGUUCUCUGCAUGUCCAUCAGCUACAUCAACAGCACCCUGGUCCACACCUUCAAGAAACACCAGGUUUUCAACAUGAACCCUCGCUACAUCCUGUACAUCCAUCUGGUGAUCAACGACAUCAUCCUCCUGACCAUGUUCACCCUCGUUCAAGUCCUGAGUUACAUCGUGUUCACCCUCAACGUCUCCUUCUGCAUCGUCAUGUUGCUUAUUGCCGUUUCUGCGAGCAUCAGUAAUCCUCUGACGCUCGCCGUCAUGGCAUUAGAGUGUUACGUCGCCAUAUGCUUCCCGCUCCGACACACCCAGAUCUGUACGGUCAAGAAAACGUACGCUGUGAUCGGAGUGAUCUGGAUGCUGAGUUCACUCUCCGUCCUCCCAGAUUUAUUUGUCACACUGGCCACAGAAUCCAUGGAAUUCUUUCACUCCAGAGUUUUCUGCCUUCAAAGGAACACUUUCAGACAUCCUUAUCUCAAAGAAAUGAGGGACAUCGUCAACCAGGUGUAUUUGGUCAUUGUUUGGCUCACUCUGAUCUACACAUACUUCAGGAUCCUCGUCACCGCAAAAGCAGCCGCUACAGACGCCAAGAAAGCGAGGAACACCGUCCUCCUCCACGGCUUCCAGCUGCUGCUGUGUAUGCUCACCUAUGUUUACAGUAUAAUCCUGGAAGGUCUGACUUCCUUGUUUCCAAGUGGAUUUCUGGCGAUUCGCUUUGCCGUCUCGAUAUUUGUCCAUGUUCUGCCGCGACUCAUCAGUCCAGUGGUGUACGGGCUGCGAGACAAGACUUUCAGAAAGUACCUGAAGAAUUAUCUGUUCUGUAAAACGAGUUCUGACACUCACCCAAAAAAUAAAUCUUAAAGAGUUAUGAAGUCGUGUCUUAGCUGCUCCUGCAAGCUGCAUUUUAAAAGUAGAGGGAAAUCCAAUGUACUGUAAUGAAAACCUGUGGAGACAUUAUGACAGCGACUGUAGUGCUUUUGUCUGCAUUCUGCUUUUUGUUGUAACACCUGUUGUUUUGCUCUCUGAACAAAUAAAAGGAAUUCAUUUCA